Molecule: messenger RNA, 2868 nt
Organism: Symbiodinium sp. CCMP2592
Lineage: Eukaryota; Dinophyceae; Suessiales; Symbiodiniaceae
Source: the annotation of a GenBank genome assembly
AUGGGACCUGACAUAUGCCGCCCCUUUGUCGAGGUUGCCGUGCCAAAGGCUAAUGUUCUGAAAUGGCGUGCUUCCGGCCGGACCCGGACCUGCUCCGGAGUACAGAGCAAGCUUGGCCACAUACUUCUAUUCCUGAUGUCCAUGCUGUCCCUACCCCAGUGUGUCUGGUCCAUGCCAGGUGACAGCGACACAGCACAAGCCGUUACAGCAGCUGCAGUUGCUACAGACUACCCAGGCUUCGGCGAAGACAGUCCUCACACUCCACCCGUGAGAGACAGACAUGAGUAUGACCUUGGAUCACCGCCAGGAACAGUCAGCCACCCUGCCGACGAGCUUCAGAUACAAUGUGUGCUUUUUGCCCCGGGCUUUCCCACACAAUCUGCUCAGGUCAAGGCCGCCUUCCCUGUUCAAGCCGCUGCUCUGCUCCACUCAGUUGUUGCUAAACUUGGGCCUAGUAGAGCCUACUUUGCAGCAGACGUUGAUUUCGUGGAGCCACAGCUUGAGGAGGGAUACAUAUCCCUAUUGAUGGUGCCCCAAUGGACGGCGCAUUCGGGAAUCGCCACAGUGAUCUUCGAUUUUUCUGCAGUUAGUGGCCCGGUCUAUGCGGCCAUGAUUGACCGGAGGCCUCCUUUUUCGGAAAUCGUCGAUCAUGCAGAGCGACAUACCUGCCAGCCCUGGGAUGCCUUCCAGACCGGCUGUACCGUACCACUCUGCUCCACGAGACCCAUUCACCUCACGACUGGGGAUACCCUGAAAUUCGUUGAUGUGUAUGGGCAGCCACAUUGGCAACCCACCUCCACUGCCAGUCUGCGAGACCGUGAUUUCUUGACUGCCGACAUCCGUUGCAUUGUCAGUGAAGAGGUUUCCGACCAAUGGCUAAUUGUCGCGCCCCAGGUGCCUACGACGAAAGCUUGGAGGCCCAUGUUGCCUCGGCACUUCAUUGCAGACCAGAAGCACUUAGGCUAUGCCGUCCCGACAGACAAGGCAUGUCAGCCUAUGUCUACCGAGGUUCCCUCCUUGCUGGACUCGUCGCUGCCCGACGAAGCACUGUCGAGACUGAACAUGCUGAGCUACCGGGAGCUCUUGUCAUACUGGAUCGACGGCCCGUUGGGGGUUCCCUGGCAACGAGCUGGCGAUGCCGCACGGCCCGUGCUCCCGCCAGCUCGCUACGACGAGGACGCCAUCACACCCGAUCCUACCAUCUACGAGCGAGAGUAUCGUGCCGAAGUCCUUCCUCUCGUUCUGAGAGCCCCAUGCGACCCCGAAGAGGCAUUGCACGAGAUCCAAGAUGCGCGUAAUGAGGACCAGUCACUCUACUUCGAUACCCUCCUGCCAGUCGAGCCACAGCCGGACAACAGGCUCUUCAGUAUCAUUGUACCCACCCGGCUCACGCGUCCCGUUCGUUCUGCAGUUCUCGUACACACUGAUUCGGUGCCUCGGGUCAUUUCAUACGAGCCUAAUCCGGCGCACACUCUUCCUGAGCUCCGCCGCUUCACAGCUGAGCUCCUUGGCUACAGUCUCCCAGACACAAUUAUGUACCAAUCCAACCCGGCCAUCGAGGAUGUCGAACACAUUGGACAUACUUGCAAAGCCCUCUGUGUAGCCACACAGAGAGCACACCAUACUGCACCUUUGGCCGACCAGGCCAGACCUCAGAUUGUCAUCAUCGAUGCCAGACCGAUCCUUCGGGAUAUAGAAUGGGUCCACGCCGUUCAAGGUGUGCUCGACUACGAUGCUUUGUGCGCUCGUUUUGAACCUGCCGCACCGUCUGGCUAUGCUGUCAGCAUCAAGGGUGGCAGGCACGAACUACGCGCUGAGGGCACUUAUGUCCACGUUCCGCAAGCAGGUAUCCUAGUAGUGCAGUUCGUGCAAGACUUCCCUGAGAACUCCCCUGGCCCUAACAGGUCGUCAUCACAGGAACUUGAGGGGGAAGAUGAGCAGGCUGAAUCAGAGUCUGCAAGCUCUGAUUCCAGCAUGUCCUCUACGGAUAAUGGAGCUACCGAAGAUCGUCGCGAACGAAGCCGCUCACCCCGACGCACGGAUGGUGCUGCGGGCCAUGCCAUUCUAUCCCCUGGCAUCAUUGCUUCCCUUUUUGGGGGCACCCAGCUUCAGGUUGUAGUUGCCUCCAAUUUCCCUGCCACUCUUGACCCGAAGGGAGUGCCGUUUGGUAACAGCCCUUUGCCUGCUUCCUCGUUCUAUGGGUGUCUUGGGGAUUUGCACCUUGGGGUUCUCAACUUCAAACUUUUGGGUGACCCUGGUUCCUAUAGUGUCUCUCAGUGGCAAGAGAAUCUGCCCACCUUCGGUGAUGGUAACCAGGAACAAGUCAGCUGGACUUACUCUGCCCCCUUCGAUCAUCGGGAACCCCUUGCAACUGAUACCACCGGGUUCCAGGAUGAGCUUCAACAGGCAUCUGAGGACCGACGCCUGUACUUUGUUGUUGCAACACCUGAGUACACAUUGUACCAGACGGAAGUCACAGUCACCAUUCCUGCAGUGCCCCCGGAAGCUCUUGCUGCUGUUCGGGCUGCCCGGCCGACAACGGACAGGCGCCAAUUCCCGAUUCUACAUCCGGCGAAUCCUCAGCCCAUUGCCGGCUGUGGACUGUUCCUUGCAGAACCUAGCUGGGGUCCCCAGCCACCCACGAUCUGCUUCGACACAAGACUUAUAGACGGUCGCUUAUUUGCAAAGAGCGGGCGUUCCUAUGCCGACCGCAUACCAGCCCUACUCCUGGUGCCGUCUUCAGCGGACCUCUGUGUCCAGUCUGUCUCCUCGCUGCGGGGUCUCAGCAAGCGUGUCAGAGGUGACCACUGUGUCAUCUCCACCUGCGACGACCUCUGCGGCCUUCUUGUUUCACCACUUCUUAAUUAA